Molecule: messenger RNA, 2175 nt
Organism: Zootoca vivipara (common lizard)
Lineage: Eukaryota; Metazoa; Chordata; Lepidosauria; Squamata; Lacertidae
Gene: SLC67A2
Product: solute carrier family 67 member 2
Biological process (GO): transmembrane transport
Molecular function (GO): transmembrane transporter activity
Source: RefSeq, a predicted model, not a curated record
GGCGGAGCCUUCCGCCUAUUCUCCCGGCCGCUGCGCCGGUUGUGUCUCCCCGUUUCCUGGUCCCCGCGGCUCCUCCACCCUCGCAUGGCGAGUGGGAGGCGCGGCAGGGACCGGGGGCCGCCGGCGCUGCUCGACCCCUUCAGCUCGCAGGGGGCCGAGACGGAGGCGGAGGCGGCCGAAGAGGAGGUGGUAGUGGCGGCGACGCCGCUGCGGGUUCCCUCGUCGGCGUCGGCGUCGACCUUGCGCGGCAGCGGAGGGGUCGCCCGGCCCAGCCGCUUCGUCCUCUGCCUCUACGCUGUGGGCUUCAUGGAUUUCUUUGGUGUCAGCAUGAUUGUCCCCUUAUUAAGCCUUCACAUCAAGUCUAUAGGAGCAAGCCCAACAGUUGCAGGAGUGGUAGGAUCUUUUUAUGGCGUUCUGCAGCUCAUUUCCAGUACCUUAGUGGGAUCCUGGAGUGAUGUGGUGGGAAGACCUUAUUGCCUACUUGUCUGCAUUAUCUUCAGCGCAUUGGGUUAUUUUAUGCUCAGUGUCUCCAGAAAUGUGGUUUUAUUUGCUAUUGCCCGGAUUUUUGUGGGUAUUUUCAAACACACACACUCAGUUUCCAAAGUUCUCAUCUCUGACUUGGUUUCUGAGAAGGACCGCCUCCGAGUAAUAGGACAUUUCAACGCCGCUGCCAGUAUUGGUUUCAUUCUGGGGCCUGUUGUUGGAGGGUGCCUUACAGAGCUCGAGGGUGGCUUUUAUAUCACAGCUUUCAUCUGUGCUUCCAUCUUCAUGUUGAAUGCUGGUCUUUUCUGGAUUCUGCUAUGGAUCGAAAAGAAAAAGCAUGGUAGCGACUGGAGCAUUAUAAACCCAGCAAAAGGCACUUCCUUAACAGCGGCAAUGCUCAGCCUGCCAAAGGACACUAUACCUCGCGAAGCCACGAGGAACAGUACAAACACCCGGACCUCUUGGGCUCAGCUUGUUUCUGUGUUGAAGAGGAUUCGCAGCAUUACCCGUUCUGAUCUGCGGGACGUCUUCCUGAUCCGGCUACUGAUGUCGAUCUCAGUCAUGCUUUACCAUAGCAAUUUUGUCUUGGCACUUGAAGAGAGGUUUGGGAUAAAACCCAAACUCACCGGUUACCUCAUAAGCUACAGCAGCGCGCUUGGAGUGGCUGCCGGCUUUCUGCUCGGACCAAUUACAAGACUAUAUAAGCACAAUACCUACGCCAUCUUACUGCGGUCCACCAUCGUCACCUGCGUGCUCACGAUGAUAUAUUCUCUCUCGAAGAACGUAUGGGCAGUGGUCCUGUCCUCCACCUUUUUAGCAUUUUCGACCACCAUCGGACGUACUUGCAUUACUGAUCUCGAGCUGACUUUGGGGGGGGACCACGCCAGUGGUAUGCUCAUAGGUGUCGGUCAGUCGGUCUCGGCCGUGGGCCGCAUACUUUCCCCUCUUCUGUCAGGGGUCGCCCAGGAGUUCAGCCCUUGUGGGCCCCCCAUUCUCGGGGGCCUGUUGGGAUUUAUAGCUGUUCUCAUCAUGGUCCUCAACAAAUCACGAUACACAAUCAUCAGGGGUGCCAGAGUUAAAAUUAGAUAAGCUGUUAGUGCUACUACUUAAAAAAGGAACACAACUGAGGGAAAUGAAAAUGUUAAGUGUUCAGGAGGACUGUUGUUGGGACGCUUUAUAACGAAACACUAUAGCGUCCAGGAAAGAACAGUUCCCUUAUCUUUCAUCCCAACCAGUAAUCUUAACAGGUAAAUCUGAGGCUGGUGAAGGGGCGUUAAUUCACGCAGCUAAUAAAUCUUGCUGGUUGUGGUGCAAAGGGAAAGUUGCUGAACAUUACAUCUAUUCAAAUAAUUUUAAAUGUGAUUAAAAUCCUGGUGUAUGGGGGUUUUUUUAUAUAUAAAAAAGUACGACAAUAGGACUAGAGCCUGACUCUAGGUAUCUGGUGUUUCAGAUAACUGUUGCAAUGAUACAUUACUCACAUUUAGUACACCCACACAAAUUCCAAAAGAAAAAAGGAGAAUGAAAGUGAUGUUUUCCGUUUCUGCUGUGGUCCAGUUAGACUUCCUUCAAGCCUCACACAUCACUGCCAGAAGAUGCAGAGAAAGGCUUCUGCAGGGCUUUAGUCCUUGUAUAUGCUGCUUGCAGAGGGAUGAAUCUGUAGUUAACAUGCAAUUUAUUAAAGGUGGUGUUCUA